Messenger RNA from Epithele typhae, 1008 nucleotides. RefSeq names its product terpenoid synthase. Lineage: Eukaryota; Fungi; Basidiomycota; Agaricomycetes; Polyporales; Epitheliaceae. The transcript has 4 exons. The record is from RefSeq and is a predicted model, not a curated record. The coding region runs from base 1 to 1008 and encodes 335 amino acids.
AUGGUUUCCCGUCCCGCGCCGAUCAUGCUCAAGUUCCCCGACUUCAUCGCGCCCAUCCCCUACAAGCUCCGCUGCCACGCGCAGGAGUACCAGGUCUCGCGCGAGUCCGAGCAGUGGCUGCUCAGCAUGGCCAACUUCACCGAGAAGCAGACGGGCAAGUUCCUCCGGCUCAACGCGGGCCUCCUCUCCGGCAUGUGCUACAUCGACUGCUCCUUCGACGAGCUCCGCGUCUGCACCGACUUCAUGAACUUCCUCUUCACCCUCGACGACUGGACCGACGAGUUCGACACCACCGGCACGCGCGGCCUCGGCGAGUGCAUCAUGAACACGCUCUACCACCCCGACACCUUCAAGUCCGACACCGCUGCCUACCGCCUGACGCACUCGUUCUGGACGCGCAUGCGGGAGACGGCGGGCCCUGGGUGCCAGCAGCGUCUCAUGUACACCCUCGACGUGUAUUUCCAGGCGAUCAUGCAGCAGGCCUCCGACCGUGGCUCCGGCAACGUCCCCGAUCUCGAGGAGUACAUCCUUCUCCGCCGUGACACCUCGGGCUGCAAGACUGGUUUCGCGUUCAUCGAGUACGCCGCGGGCAUCGAUCUGCCGGUGGACGUCGUCGAGCACCCCGUCAUCGAUGGCCUCGCGAACGCGACAAACGACCUUGUCUCCUGGGCGAACGACGUGCUCUCGUACAAUGUUGAACAGUCGCGCGGUGACACGCACAACCUUGUCGUUGUCCUCAUGGCCGCCAACAACUGCGAUCGCCAGGAGGCUAUCCAGCUCGCGUACGAGCUGUGGAACCAGACGCUGCAGUACUUCUUCAAGACGCGCCAGGAGAUCCCGUCCUGGGGCGAGGAGAUCGACCGCGCCGUCGGCUUGUACGUGCAGGGCCUCGAGGACUGGAUCAUCGCCAACGCCGAGUGGUCGUUCGAGACGAAGCGCUAUUUCGGGGAUGACGCGGCCAAGGUCAAGCAGACCCUCGAGGUCGAGCUGCUCCCCCUCCGCCAGUAG